UCCAGGGAAGCUGGCUUCACUUCCGGGAGGCAGUCUGGGGCGGCUGCGCGUGUUGCCAUAGCGACCAUUUUACGUUAACUGGUUUGUGGGUUUCGUCCAGGUAGCGGAGCGAUUGCGGGAACAACUCUUUCUUCUCCCAUUCUGUCUCGGCCCGCUGCGGCCCUAGGGCCUUAGCAGGCUCCGGCGGUCUGGCCUAGGGUUCCACGGCGUCCCACGAAGCGGGAUGGCUGCGGAAGAAGAGGAUGAGGUGGAAUGGGUGGUGGAGAGCAUCGCUGGGUUCCUGCGAGGCCCGGACUGGUCCAUCCCCAUCUUGGACUUUGUGGAGCAGAAAUGUGAAGUUUUUGAUGAUGAAGAAGAAAGCAAAUUGACCUAUACAGAGAUUCAUCAGGAAUACAAAGAACUAGUUGAAAAGCUGUUGGAAAGUUACCUCAAAGAGAUGGGAAUUAAUGAAGAUCAAUUUCAAGAAGCAUGCACUUCUCCUCUUGCAAAGACACGUACAUCACAGGCCAUUUUGCAACCUGUGUUGGCAGCAGAAGAUUUUACUAUCUUUAAGGCAAUGAUGGUCCAGAAAAACAUUGAAAUGCAGCUGCAAGCCAUUCGAAUAAUUCAAGAGAGAAAUGGUGUAUUACCUGACUGCUUAACAGAUGGUUCUGAUGUGGUCAGUGAUCUUGAACAGGAAGAGAUGAAAAUCCUGAGGGAAGUUCUUAGAAAAUCAAAAGAGGAAUAUGACCAGGAAGAAGAAAGGAAGAGAAAAAAGCAGUUAUCAGAGACUAAAACAGAAGAGCCUCCAGUGCAUGCAAGUGAAACUGCAAAAAUGAACUCCCAAGGGGAUGGUGAACAUUUUGCACACCCACCCGCAGAAGUUAAAAUGCAUUUUGCUAAUCAGUCAGUACAACCUUUAGCAAGAAAGCCGGAAAUGCUGCCUGAAACUUCCUCCUUCCCACAAAAAGGCCUGAAGAUUCCUGGCUUAGAACAUGCAAGCAUUGAAGGACCAAUAGCAAAUUUAUCAACACUUGGAACGGAAGAGCUCAGGCAACGAGAGCGCUAUCUCAAGCAGAAGCGAGAUCAGUUGAUGUCCAUGAGAAAGGAUAUGAAGACUAAGCAGAUACAAAAUUCUGAGAAGGGAAAACCUGCUGGGGAAGCAGAGGAAAUGACAGAGAAACCAGAAAUGACAGCAGAGGAGAAGCAAACAUUACUAAAGAGGAGAUUGCUUGCAGAGAAACUUAAAGAAGAAGUUAUUAAUAAGUAAUUUUAAAAGCAAUUUAGCAAAAGUUCAAAUUUUCUUAAAAAUAAAUUAUUUAAUCCUU
Molecule: messenger RNA, 1307 nt
Organism: Lynx canadensis (Canada lynx)
Lineage: Eukaryota; Metazoa; Chordata; Mammalia; Carnivora; Felidae
Gene: CFAP36
Product: cilia and flagella associated protein 36
Exons: 10
Coding region: 224-1249 (341 amino acids)
Cellular component (GO): ciliary base; axoneme
Source: RefSeq, a predicted model, not a curated record